This is a messenger RNA of Parnassius mnemosyne (clouded apollo), 1536 nucleotides long. NCBI's taxonomy places the organism in Eukaryota, Metazoa, Arthropoda, Insecta, Lepidoptera, Papilionidae. The record is from the annotation of a GenBank genome assembly.
AUGAAUGGUAUCGUGAUGGAAUCCGAACGAUCGGCGGAUAAGGCGGGAAAUGAUGAACGACAUUCUGCGGUGGAUGUCAGCGCCGAAGCCAACAGAAAACGUGAGCCGGACAAAAGAUGGCAGCCCGCAGAUGGAGACAAGCUAUCAACGUGCACAGACAGAUCCACGCUAUUCCGUUCUCACACUGCAAAAUCAGCUGAGUGCAGUGGUCCGAGUUCUCCGCGACCCCGUCGAGCUCCGCGGGAAUCACGUCGUGUGUCUCUUGCACAAGCAUCGGGAUACGUCCAACUCAAUCAGUACCGGCUCCUUGAGCCUAUUGGACAGGGUUCCUAUGGAAUUGUUAAAUUGGCCUACAGUGAAGAAGAUGACACUCAUUACGCUAUGAAGAUCCUCUCAAAGCGCAAGCUAAUGAGACGAGCGGGUCUGUUUGGAAGAGCUCCACCAAGAAGGCCGGGUCCCGGUCCUCCACCGGAUCCCCUACAAAGGGUCUACAGGGAGAUAGCAGUGCUCAAAAAAUUAGAUCACCCUAAUGUAGUUAAAUUAGUUGAGGUCUUAGACGACCCAGCUGAAGACCAAUUGUACUUAGUGUUCCAGCUAUUAGAAGGCGGUCCUGUGAUAGAAAUUCCGACUGAAAACCCUUUAGAUGAAAAUGUAGCAAAGAAAUAUUUUAGAGACGCAUUAUUAGGUGUGGAAUAUUUACAUUAUCAACGAAUAGCACACCGUGAUAUUAAACCAGCGAAUUUACUCCUCGGUGAGGGUCGAGUUCAAGUAGCUGAUCUUGGUGCGUGCGGUGAACUGGCAGGCGCCGGUAAACUGUCCGGUGGUGUUGGUACACCAGCAUUUCGUGCCCCUGAAGCUUUUGCACCAGCGGACAAGUAUAUCGGUGAGGCGGCAGAUAUUUGGUCGCUAGGCGUAACGUUGUAUGCAAUGGUGACUGGCCGAGUUCCAUGGUGUGGUGACAGCACAAUCGAACUGCAAAAGCGGGUAUUAACUGAACCACUCUCUUUUCCUUCAAAGCCAGGGCUUUCUAAGCAACUUCGCCGAUUAUUAGGAAGAAUGCUUGAUAAAAAUCCCAACACAAGAGCUACAAUGCAGGUUAUAAAGGAACAUGAAUGGGUAACUGAUGGUGGCAAAAAUCCUCUCCCAUCAGAACAGGAGAAUUGUAGAUUAGUGGAAGUAACUGACGAAGAUAUGGCUAGCGUUGUUACCUCAAUCCCCAACCUCUCCACUUUAAUACUCAUCAAGACCAUGCUCAAGAAACAUAGCUUUCAGAAUCCUUUUCUACGCAGCCGCGAAGGUAGCGCCCGCCGAGAGUCAAAUGACGUUGGUGAAUCUGUCGAAGCUGAAACUCUUAAACAAUCAGUCCGUCGAAGUGCUCUUUCCAAGUCUGGGCGCUCGCUGUCUGCACCAGGGAACUAUCUUACUGAGAGUCGUCAAGCAUCAUUUGAUAUCGGCUUAGAGUCAGUUCAAGAGACCAAGGAACGUCCAACUGAAAACCCUGUUAAAGAAAACGAAAAAAUUGACCCGCGACGGUGA